AGCCCGCUUCUUCGUUCCCUCUCAUCUUGCUCCGCUCUUCCUUCCCGUUCCGAGCGAUUCCUCCUCCGUCGACUGCGCCAGGGUUUGCAUCGGCAUCUUGCCCCGACGGAGGCCUCCGUCAUGGAAGCCUUCAACGCCUUCAGCGUCCGCCUCAGCGGCGUCGGCGGCGGCGGCUCUGUCCUCCCCUUCCGCUUUCCGUCUCGAACCAAGAGAGUAAGCGGUCGCUAUGGACAUGCCCGAGUCCUUUGCUGUGCGUCACCUAAGGAUCGCCCCGAGCUCAAUAAGUGGGACAUGAUGGAGCUCAAGUUCGGGCGCCUUCUAGGCGAGGACCCUAAGCUAACUCUAGCCAAGAUAAUGGCGCGGAAAUUGGAUCCAAAUGUCUCUUAUCUUGAUGUUGAAAAAUCUUUCUAUAAGAACAAAGGUAAAAUGAGUGAUUAUGCACUGAAUAUCCCAUCAGAUGUGAUACUGGAGGAACUGCAGCCACCAAAGAAGCCUGAUACAUCUUACCAGAAGAAUCCACAAAAUGUAAAGGAUAGUAACAUAAAUCUGUCACGUCCAACUAUAAGCAGAAGACCUAAAACCAUGAAAUCCUCUGAGGGUUCCAUACAGGUGCAGACACAACCAAACCACAAUAGAGGAAAAACUGAUGACAGGAGUGAGCCUCCCAACAUUUCUUUGCGGAAGCCCACUGUCACCCAGGAUGAUGACUUUGAAAUUAACUCAAAGUUCAAAAUUGAACCAAAUGUAUUCUUGAAAAUGAGAAAAACAUCAAGUGAAGAUAUAAGUAAUAUGUCUCUUUUAAGGAAGCCGGAGGUUGUCAAACCAAAUUUUGAAUCCACACAACAGAAAGUUUCUGCGGGAGAUUCUUUUCAAACUAGUCUUGAUGAAGUGAGGGGCUUUGAUAGUGAUACAGAGAUCUCAAACAAGGGAGAGAUGUUGUCAGAUGAUCUCAAUGCAAUUAGCGCUGUGACAAGCUCAGACGAACUUCAGUUAAUCAAGUUAGGACUACCUGUGGAGAAUAAUAAGGAUGAAGAGAACUUAUAUGGCAACCAUGAUGCCAAAUCUAUUUUUCCUAAGCUUGAUGAUGGUGGUGUGGUUACAGGAUCGCAGCCACCUAACCAAAGCGCUUCCAAAGUAUCUGUCGCUUCAUCAACAUCUAGGCAAGCUUCCCUGUUAGGGAAGCCUCAGAGGCUGGACACAUCCACAGAAGGGAUGUUACCACCAUAUAGAGGGGAGAAAGUUGCUUUGCAGCUUGAUGAACAUGUCUUCUCUGCUGGAACUGAGACUGUUAUAUCAGCAGAUCAAGAGGAAAGUGACUGGAAAAGGGCAGAAUACUUACUUCAUAGUGGAGAAAAAGCUGAAGUGGAAUUGAUUAGUUGUAGCAGCAGAGGUUUUGUUGUAUCAUUUGGAUCUUUGCUUGGUUUCUUACCUUACAGACAUCUUGGUGCCAAGUGGAAAUUCUUAGCUUUUGAAUCAUGGUUAAGGAAAAAGGGGGUGGAUCCCUCCUUAUACAGGCAGAAUCUAAGCAUUGUGGGCAGUUUUGAUGUGAGCAAUAAAAACCUUGAAUUGGAGGAGCCUACAUCUCAAGAAUCUUAUAAAAAAACUGAAGUGUCAACAUCUCAAGAAAAAUUUGAAGAGCUUCUUGAAGCAUACAACCUUGAAAAAACUAAGUUCCUAUCAUCUUUUAUUGGCCAGAGACUUAAAGGUUCAGUAAUUCUGGCUGAUAGAAAAUCCAGAAAAAUAAUGUUCUCUGGGAGGCCAAAAGAAAAGGAAGAAUUGGUUGAGAAAAAGAGAAGUCUUAUGGCUAGACUCAAUAUUGGUGAUGUUGUGAAAUGUCAGAUCAAGAAAAUUACGUUCUUUGGCAUAUUUGUGGAGGUUGAAGGGGUACCUGCCCUUGUUCACCAAUCAGAAAUUUCAUGGGAUGCAACUUUAGAUCCAUCCUCAUACUAUAAAGUCGGGCAGAUGGUGGAAGCAAAAGUUCAUCAACUAGAUUAUACUCUUGAACGAAUCUUUUUAUCUUUGAGGGACAUAAUGCCAGAUCCAUUGAUGGAGGCCUUGGAAUCUGUUAUUGGUGAUGGUACUGCUUUGGGUGGAAAACUUGAAGCCACACAAGCUGAUGUUGAGUGGGCUGAUGUGGAUUUGCUCAUAGAAGAGUUGCAGAAGAUUGAAGGAAUAUCUAGUGUUUCUAAAGGCCGUUUUUUCAAAAGCCUCGGUUUAGCUCCAACAUUCCAGGUGUAUAUGGCUUCCAUGUUCAGAAACAAGUAUAAAUUGCUUGCUCGUUUUGAAAACAAGAUCCAAGAGAUCAUUGUGGAAUCAUCACUGGAUAAAGAACAAAUGAAGACUGUAAUUUUAACUUGUACCAGUAAAGUCAACUGAAAGAGUGUUAAUGAUUAUCGUGAAUCUUUUGUCUCUUUUUUUUGCCCUUUUAUUUGACAAUUUCCACUCUUGAUAAUUGUCCACUCAUUUCAUAGAUGAAAAAGGGUUCGUCUGUAUAUUAUGCUCCUAUUUUAGGGUGUAAAUAAUAACUCUUGUAUAAUUUAGAAAACAAUAACAUGAGUAGGACAAGCCCUGUAGGAACUUUGAUGGGAUGGAUUA
Molecule: messenger RNA, 2595 nt
Organism: Zingiber officinale
Lineage: Eukaryota; Viridiplantae; Streptophyta; Magnoliopsida; Zingiberales; Zingiberaceae
Exons: 14
Coding region: 121-2376 (751 amino acids)
Molecular function (GO): nucleic acid binding
Source: RefSeq, a predicted model, not a curated record